This is a messenger RNA of Mesorhabditis spiculigera, 1113 nucleotides long. Lineage: Eukaryota; Metazoa; Nematoda; Chromadorea; Rhabditida; Rhabditidae. The record is from the annotation of a GenBank genome assembly.
AUGUUCGCUAUUUCUCGACUACCAGAAGGCCUCAUCUCGAUGGUGCUCGAACAAUUGGCCAUAAACGAGCUCAUCCUACUGCAACGUGUCGUCAAGAAGUUCAGGAAGUUGGUCAAUGCUCGAUGGCUGCUACCCCGAAAACUCCGGACGGUCUCUGUUCUUGGACGAGCACAUAAAAUCGAGGAAGAAGUUGGGGAGAAGGGCGACCCACACCAGCUUUUGACCCACGACGUCUGUAUCGCGCUGGGCGAUCGGGAUGGAUAUAUGAUUAGGGUGCACAGCCACGAUCAUAUCUACCUGAUGUCAAGAUGUAUGAGAGCAAUCAGUGUAUCGAAGGUGCCGUUCGCCCUCUUUCUCGAACAUCUACCGAAUUCGUAUUUUUCCAGCCACUCACUAUUCUUUACAAUCACGGAAAAGGGCUUCAAAACAUGGGGAUAUGAUGCAGCGCAAUCGCAAAAUAUAUGUCGACAGCGACUCGACGACGUUAGCCCGUUUCUCCGUUCCCUGAACGCUGCCUAUCGCAUAGAAAUAAGAGUGGCUGAUAAUUCGACCUUACGGAAAAUUGCGCUUAAUUAUCAGAGCGGAGGGAGAAUCAUCAGCAUUUGGUCGGCAGACAACAUCACACGCUGUCGGGAAUGUCAAGAGCGUGACGGCACCGAGAUACCGAGCAAAUGUCGCGUUUGUGAAGAUGUAUGGAGUGGAUGGCGUGAGAAAGGAUGCAAGUCCGCAAAACGACAGCAGAAAAUCCGCCUGCACACCGAGGAGACAGGCACUCGUGUCAUCGGCCGGCUUGCAGAUGUGGCGUUCAAUCCUGCGCGGGUACAUCGCGUGCUCUAUGAGAUAUUGACGAUGUGCGGGGACGACCAACAAGACAGCGCCGUGUUCUUGCAAUCAUUCAAGAAACGACUCCAACUUCUUCAUAGUGGAGAUCUACAGCUCGUCGAUAAGUAUGAAGGCAAUAUGAAGGAACACGCUAAAUGGAUCAAGGAAGCGCAAACGGCUGACGGCAGCCCAAUUGAAGCCUACUACUUCAGGAUUCGUGCAUCUGGCAAAGAUUACCGGGGCGCCUUACUUUGUAAUAAGUACAAGAGAUCGAUGCGCAUUUUCGAUAGA